Molecule: messenger RNA, 504 nt
Organism: Suillus paluster
Lineage: Eukaryota; Fungi; Basidiomycota; Agaricomycetes; Boletales; Suillaceae
Exons: 2
Coding region: 1-504 (167 amino acids)
Source: RefSeq, a predicted model, not a curated record
AUGUCACAAUCCAGAAAUCCUUCACCUACUGAUGACUAUGGAACAUGCAGGUGCAAACCAUCAUGUGGUAAAUGGCUAUCAAAGUCUGCACGGAAUAAGCACUACCGAAAAUUCAUCAACAACGAGCUGGAAUGUAUGGAGGAUUCAGACCAGGAAGAUGACGAAGACAGAUAUAUGGAGCAAGAGAGUGGUAGCUCCAAUGACGAUUCAACUGGCAGGUCCUUCCACACUGGGUCAUCAGAGGAUGUCAUGAGCAUCGAUGAUGGCUGCAGCCAGGCUGCUUGUAGUGACAUUGACUGUGAUGAAUCAUCUGAUCACUCGUAUGCCUCAGAAACACCAAUCAAUAUUCCUGAAAACUUCAUCUUUGAUGAAGAAGCAGAUGAUGACGAGUAUCUGCACCUUUCACUCCAGGAUAUUGCAGAACAGCUCAAUGCUUGGGCAGACCCAAAUGGUGAUGGCGAUUUUUAUGACGUCCAUGAGUGUUUUUCUAUUCAAUUGACCUGA